Messenger RNA from Ilyonectria robusta, 1967 nucleotides. RefSeq lists its product as uncharacterized. The record is from RefSeq and is a predicted model, not a curated record. The coding region runs from base 62 to 1777 and encodes 571 amino acids. Lineage: Eukaryota; Fungi; Ascomycota; Sordariomycetes; Hypocreales; Nectriaceae. The transcript has a single exon. Gene Ontology annotation, molecular function: oxidoreductase activity, acting on CH-OH group of donors; flavin adenine dinucleotide binding.
GUCAGAAAUAAGAGCCCAUUCCUUUGACACCUCCUUCUUCCACCACUUUGCGGUAGAUUCUAUGAUGAAGGUUCUUUCUAUGUUGACGCUGUUUGUUUUUCUGAGUUUCCAAUCGGCCGUCGCUGCACAAACUCGUUCAGAGAUUGACGAUGUGGUGAUUGUUGGUGGAGGAACGGCCGGACUUACCGUUGCUUAUGAAAUUGCUUCUCGUACGAAUCUCAGAGUGCGCGUUUUGGAAGCUGGAGAUGAUCCUACCACCCAAAAUCCGGAGAUCGAAGUGCCAAUCAAGGAAUUCGAGGUCUACAGCAACCCCAUGUGGGAAUGGGGCUUCGUGUCGACCCCCCAGAAUCAUUCCAGCAAUGUUACCAUUCCCCUGGCGAGAUUCAAAGGACUCGGUGGAUGCAGUCAACACAACGGGGAGGGAUUUUGGCUGGGAUCUCAAUACACGUACGACAAAUGGCCGAAAGGAUUCAAGUACAGAGACUUUCAUCAGGCGGUUUUGCAGGAGGAGGGGUGUGUGAGCUUUGGGCUACCAAAUCACGGGACGACUGGCCCUUUGCACACUUUACUUGAUCCUCUUGAUGCCAUUGAUCCAUAUUUGGUUGCAUUCAAGGCUGCUGCACUGCAAGCAGGAUAUCGUUUCAAUCCGGACGAAAACGCCCCGCUGGCUAAAGGCUACAUGCCUCACGUUGUUACAUACAAAGACGGGCGGAGGUUCGGUCCCUACGGUGUGUUCAAAUCCGUCAGGGGCCGUCUUCCAAACUUGCGUGUCGACCUAAACACCACCGUCACUGGCCUGUUGUUCGGCGGUGGGACCGACCAAGAUGGAAAAAAAAGACUCAAAAUCACGGGAGUGACGGCGGAUCGCGUCGGUCGCGAUGGAUUCGAGAGAAACAUUACAUAUCUGGCAAGGAAGGCGGUGGUUAUGGCGGCUGGAGCAUACCAGACUCCCCAAAUCUUGAUGGUGUCAGGUAUUGGGCCCAAGGAUAUGCUACGCAACGCGGGCAUCAACCUGAGGGUAGACCUGCCCGGUGUGGGAAAAGCCCUGAAAGACCAUUACGCGGUUCCGUACAUCAUCAAUAGCUUGCAAAUUCCUCCGAUGAACGACCCGGCCUUUUUCGCGGAGCAGGCCCAGCUUUACGCCGCUACCCAAACGGGCUAUUUUGCGUGGCCGCCCUCCGAUCAUGCUGCCGUGACAGCAUCAACCAAUGGAAAUCAGCAAAACCCAUUCGUACCAGUCGAUGUGGUUAUGGUUACAUUUCCUUACACUUUCUUCCCCGGAUUCAAUGCCAACCAGAUUCUCUCUUUGGUUGUUUUGACAAAUCCAAGCAGCUCUGGUACAGUGACCGUGUCCAGUGGCAGCAUCUACGAUCCUCCAGUUAUUGACCUUAACUACUUUUCUGACCCCCAAGACUUUGAGGUUUUGUAUAAGGGAGUGGAUCUGCUCAGGCAAAUAUUUAAACAGCCUGCAUUGUCGCAGUGGUUUGGCUCAGAACUAUUUCCAGACGGGGCGGACAAUACAACACUCAAGGCUCAGGUUUUCACAGCAGAUCAUCCAAUGGGUACCUGCAUGAUUGGAGAGGACCACGAAACAUUUGCUGUAGCUGACCAUGAUGCAGCUGUGUUUGGGACAAGCGGACUGUAUAUCGCAGAUGCCUCUCUCAUUCGAACUGUUGACGGUGCCACACCCAAUGCCUCCAUUCAUGCCACGGUUAUAUUGGUAGCUAAGAUUGUUGCCAACAAGUUGGUGUGCAAGUUUGCCAAUGUCUGUUUGUAGCAUGGUGGGCUAGUAAGGUACACAAAUAUAUGAGGUUGAAUAUAAAGGAACGAUGCAAGUUUAAAAGGUUAGCUCGCUGCUGACUUUCCUGAUCCAGAGCACUUCCGCAUCGGAAUCAACCUUGCUUGGGAUAAGCUGGAUGAAUAUUAUCGGCGGUGGACGAGACGCCCAUCUACUAUACGGCUAUGGC